Molecule: messenger RNA, 551 nt
Organism: Ipomoea nil (Japanese morning glory)
Lineage: Eukaryota; Viridiplantae; Streptophyta; Magnoliopsida; Solanales; Convolvulaceae
Product: cytochrome c oxidase subunit 6a, mitochondrial-like
Exons: 4
Coding region: 62-361 (99 amino acids)
Biological process (GO): mitochondrial electron transport, cytochrome c to oxygen
Cellular component (GO): mitochondrial inner membrane
Molecular function (GO): enzyme regulator activity
Source: RefSeq, a predicted model, not a curated record
CCGGCUUGCGUCUUAUAGAACGCAGACGCAAAAGCCAAAAGGUCAGUCAAUUUGAGAGAGAAUGGCGUCGACGAUUGUGAGAUCCAGCAUCCGCUCCGCCCUCCGCGGUGGCGUUUCUCGCCGGGCUCCGGCUUCUAAGCGUAGCUUUUCUUCCUCCGCCCAUCAUGACGAGGCCGCCGAAGCUUCAAAGUGGGAGAAAAUCACCUAUGCUGGAAUAGUCGCGUGUACUAUCCUGGCAGCUGUUAAUCUUUCCAAGGGUCAUCCCCACUUCGAGGAACCCCCUGCAUAUCCAUACAUGCACAUUCGCAAUAAGGAGUUUCCAUGGGGUCCAGAUGGCCUUUUUGAGGUAAAGCACCAUUGAUUGUUGCAGACAUCUCUGAGAAGACUCUAGGAAUAAUUUGAUCAAUGAACGAUGUUAAUUUUUUUAUCCUCUUUCUUCAUCUAUGCUGAGGCUUCAGAUCUACUUUCAUGAUUUCAUUGAAUCUCUUUUGCACUUCGACCCUGAAUCAAGAACCUAUUGCCUCAUUUUGAGGUUGGGAAUGCAAUUUCAU